Molecule: messenger RNA, 1980 nt
Organism: Diachasmimorpha longicaudata
Lineage: Eukaryota; Metazoa; Arthropoda; Insecta; Hymenoptera; Braconidae
Exons: 2
Coding region: 1-1980 (659 amino acids)
Biological process (GO): DNA integration
Molecular function (GO): nucleic acid binding
Source: RefSeq, a predicted model, not a curated record
AUGUCUGAAGUUGCAAAAAUCUACGAUCCGCUGGAACUGCUCGAUCCAGUUGUCUUGACGGCUAAAACCAUCAUUCAGAAGCUGUGGAAUGCUAAGAUUGAGUGGGAUGAGUCCGUACCUCAGCAUCUUCACACACAAUGGAAAAAUCUCUGCUCCCGGCUACCUCCAUUGAAUGAAGUGCGCUUCCCGCGGAAGGUAUGUCAAAAUCAAGGUAAAAAAUUACAGAUACACGGAUUCUGUGAUGCAAGCGUCACUGGCUACGGCGCUUGCAUUUAUAUUCGUUCCAUCAACGCCCAGGAAGAGAUCCAGUGCAGGUUAUUUUGCACAAAAUCCAACGUUGCACCAGUCAAAUAUGUCUCCAUAGCUCGCCUGGAGUUAUGUAGAGCGAUGCUGUUAGCCAGACUAUAUCAAAGUAUCAAAGAAACGAUCAAGAUCCCCGUCGAAAAAAUCAAGUUUUGGAGUGAUUCGAUGAUUACACUGCACUGGAUCAAUAAGCCCUCGAAUGUAUUAAAAACAUUUGUGGCCAACCGAGUACCAGAGAUCCAGUCAAGCUCUGAAGGAGUUACGUGGAGGCACGUGCCAGGAGAAUCCAAUCCAGCAGAUGCCCUUUCUAGAGGAGAAAUGCCAGCAGACUUCAUCAUCAAUGACCUUUGGAAGGUUGGUCCUCCAUGGCUGUCAAUACCUGAAGACAAGUGGCCAGCAUCCAAGCUCACCGAACCUGCUGAAGAUCCAGAGGCCAAGCGAGUGACCUGCAUGGCUGCUGCCAGCAACGCCUUCAACUUGUUGGAGAGGUAUCAGUCGAUCCACAAACUCAAAAGAAUUAUUGCUUACCUACUCAGAUUCAAGGUAAGCAAUAAAAAAUUCAGAGGUCCACUUCAAUUAGAAGAGCUGGUUUACGCAGAACAAAUCAUCAUGAGAUGUGUGCAAAAAAAGGCAUUUCCCAGUGAAUUACGCCAGCUGAGAGAGAGGAAGGAAGUAGAUCGAAAGAGUAAACUAUCAAGGCUCCAUCCCUUCCUUGAUCCCAAUGGGAUCAUCCGUGUUGGAGGGAGACUGCGGUCAGAAAAUAUCCCCUACAGCCAAAAGCAUCCGGUGGUUUUACCCAAGAAGGAAUUUAUCAGUGAGCUCAUCAUUAAAAACGUUCACAAGGAACAGGCACAUGCUGGCGCACAAGCCACAUUAUACGCAAUUCGAUGCAGUUACUGGCUGUUGGAUGGACGAAAUGAAGUCCGCCGACUCAUCCAGAAUUGCGUAACUUGUGCCAAGGUCAAUCCACCUACAGUGGAUUAUAUAAUGGGAGACUUACCGCAAACACGCGUUACUAAGGCCAGGCCCUUUCUCAACGUCGGAGUGGACUACUACGGGCCAUUCAUUCAAGUCAAGGCGUAUGUGGCAGUCUUCAUCUGCCUGGUAUCCAAGGCAGUACACCUGGAGCUGGUUAGUGACAUGACUACUUCAGGAUUCAUUGUAUCCCUUCGUCGUUUUAUCGCCAGAAGAGGCAGGUGCUAUUUGAUUCAGUCGGACAACGGGUCAAACUUUGUUGGGGCAAGGAACGAGUUCAAGGAGCUACUAGACACACUCAAGGCAGAAGGGCACAAUUCCAAGGUGUCCAUGUACCUCAACGAGGAAGGAAUCAAAUGGCGCUUCAUCCCCCCAGCCUCCCCACACUUCGGCGGCAUCGUGGAAGCGGCUGUCCGCUCGUUCAAACAUCAUCUGAAAAGAGUGGCAGGAAACGAACUAUUCACGUUUGAGGAAAUGGACACAUUGGUGACUGAAAUCAAGGCGAUUCUAAAUUCUCGUUCUCUCACGCCCAUAUCCCCAGAUCCAAAUGACCUGUUGGUGCUAACACCAGGUCACCUGCUGAUCGGAGAGCCACUCACAGCCAUCCCAGAACAAGACCUCACAGAUGUGUCAAAUAACAGACUCUCCAACUGGGAGCACAUCAAGAUACGCGAGAGCGUAUCGGCCAAGUUGACGUUUUAG